Messenger RNA from Peromyscus eremicus (cactus mouse), 2586 nucleotides. RefSeq names its product phospholipase A2 group IVF (gene Pla2g4f). Gene Ontology annotation, cellular component: cytosol. Gene Ontology annotation, biological process: glycerophospholipid catabolic process. The coding region runs from base 1 to 2586 and encodes 861 amino acids. The record is from RefSeq and is a predicted model, not a curated record. The transcript has 20 exons. Lineage: Eukaryota; Metazoa; Chordata; Mammalia; Rodentia; Cricetidae. Gene Ontology annotation, molecular function: calcium ion binding; calcium-dependent phospholipid binding.
AUGCCCGGGACCCUCUGGCAAAAGUGGCUGGCAGGCAAGGGACUGCCCCUUCUUGGAGCAGUGCUGCUGCGGAAGAGAGAGAAGAGGGGAGCGCAAUGGAGGCAUUGGCAGCGAGAAACCCACCCAUAUUACGACCUUCAGGUGAAAGUGCUGAGGGCCAGAAACAUCCAGCACACCGAUCUGUUGUCCAAAGCUGACUGCUAUGUCCAACUGUGGCUGCCCACAGCUUCUCCCAGCCCCACCCAGACGAGGACAGUGACUAACUGUAGUGACCCAGAGUGGAAUGAGACCUUCCAUUAUCGGAUCCAUGGUGCUGUGAAGAAUGUCCUGGAGCUUACCCUUUGUGACAAGGAUGUCCUGGACAGUGACCAACUCUCCGUACUUCUGUUUGAUCUGAGUAAUCUCCAGCCUGGCCAGCCUCAUACCCACAACUUCUCUCUGAACCAGCAGGAUUCACAAGAGCUGCAAGUGGCGUUUACUCUGGAAAAGAGUCAGAUGCCUGCAUCUGAAGUCAUCACCAAUGGGGUCCUGGUGGCUCAGCCCUGUCUGAGAAUCCAUGGGACGCUCAAGGGAGACAAGACAGCCUCACUUGGGGAGCACGGCUUGAGGCAGAUCCAGCUGGCAGUGCCUGGAGCCUAUGAGAAGCCCCAGCCAGUGUCUCUGCAGCAGACCACGGAGCCAGGCCUACCACCUACCUUCACCUUCCACGCCAACCCAGCGCUGAGCCCCAGACUGCAUGUAGAGCUGCAAGAGAAGCUCCUGGUUCUGCAGAGUGGCCCAAACGAUGAGCUGGAGGCUCAGACCAACAGGCUGAGCGAGACAGGCAUCUUGCUCUCCUCUCUGCCCCUCGGCCAGGAGGAACAGCACUUGGUGGUCCUGGAGGAGGGUCAGGAGGUGGCUCUGAGUGUGAAGGCAGAAAUGAGCUCUGGGGACUUAGACCUGCGCCUUGGCUUUGAGCUCUGCGAUGGGGAGCUGGAAUUUCUGGACAAGAGGAAGCAGGUUGUAUCCAAGGCCCUGCAGCGGGUGAUGGGAUUGCGCAAGGCUCUAUGCUGUGACCAGGUGCCUGUGAUCGCUGUGGUAGGCUCUGGGGGUGGAACCAGAGCCAUGACUUCCUUGUACGGCAGCCUGGCGGGGCUGCAGGAAGUUGGCCUUCUGGAUGCUGUGACCUACCUGAGCGGGGUUUCUGGGUCUACCUGGUGCAUCUCUACACUCUACAAGGAUCCAUCCUGGUCCCAGAAGUCUUUGCAGGGCCCCAUUGAACGUGCCUCGGCGCGAGUCUGCAGCAGCAAGAUAGGGAUGCUGUCUGCAGAGAAGCUGCAGUACUACUCCCAGGAAAAGGAGGCCUGGGAGAGAAGAGGCCACAACAUGUCCCUCACGGACUUCUGGGGCCUCAUCAUUGAGUAUUUCCUGAACCAGGAGGAAAACCCUGCCAAGCUGUCAGACCAGCAAGAAAUAGUCAGCCAGGGUCAGAACCCUUACCCCAUCUAUGCCAGCAUCAAUGUCCACACAAACGUCAGUGGGGAAGACUUUGCAGAGUGGUGUGAGUUCACCCCCUAUGAGGUCGGUUUCCACAAGUAUGGGGCUUAUGUUCCCACCGAACUCUUUGGCUCCGAGUUCUUCAUGGGUCGGGUGCUGCUGCGCUGGCCAGAGCCCCGCAUCUGUUACCUGCAGGGCAUGUGGGGCAGUGCUUUCGCAGCCAGCCUGAGUGAGAUCUUCCGGAAGAUGGGAGGCUCAGGCCUGCGCCUCCUGGACUCGUACAAAGAGAGUGUCAAUGUCACAGAUGACUGCCCAAAGUUCCGGUCGCAGGACCAGGACCUCACACGGCUGCGUACCAGGCUCUUCACCCCACACAGUCCCUUCUCUCAGGCUGUGCUGGACAUAUUCACCUCCCGCUUUACCUGUGCCCGGAACUUUAACUUUACCCAAGGCCUCUGCCUGCACAAGGACUAUGCGGCUAGCAGGGAGUUUAUGGCCUGGAAAGGUGUGUGGUACCAUGUGGGAGGGGGGAACUACAGACACCCUGAUGCCUGCCCCAACCAGCUCACACCCAUGAAGGACUGCCUGUGCCUAGUAGACGGAGGCUUUGCCAUCAACUCGCCAUUCCCGCUGAUCCUGCAGCCCCGGCGGGCUGUGGACCUCAUUGUGUCCUUCGAUUAUUCCUUGGAAUCCCCCUUUCAGGUCUUGCAGAUGACGGAGAAGUACUGCCUGGACCGUGGAAUCCCCUUCCCCAGGAUUGAGGUGGGCCCCAAGGACUUUGAGAACCCCCGUGAGUGCUAUCUGUUCACCAAAGCUGAGGACCCCUGCUCGCCCAUUGUGCUGCACUUCCCCCUUGUCAACAGGACCUUUCGCACACAUCUGGCCCCAGGUAUAGAACGACAAACAGCUGAGGAGAAGGCCUUUGGGGACUUCAUCAUCAACGGGCCAGACACCCCCUAUGGAAUGAUGGACUUCACCUAUGAGCCCAAGGAGUUUGAUCGGUUGGUGACCCUGAGUCGAUACAACGUCCUGAACAACAUGGAGACUAUAAGGCAUGCCCUUCAGCUGGCUCUGGAUCGACGACAGGCUGGGGAAGGGGUUGGGGGCUGA